AUGGAAGGUGUCUUAAGCCCACCAAAACCAUUUCGUUUCGACGGGAGUUCAGACUACGCAAAUAUAAGUGCCAGUUGGACAAAAUGGAGGAAUAGCUAUGAAAUUUAUACAAAGGCAUGUGAAAUAACGAACAAAGCGGCGAGUGUGCAAAUUAAUAUAUUAUUGCACGUACUUGGCGAUCAAUGCCGAGAAAUCCUAGACCAAAACAAAGAUUCACUUUUAAAAUGCACUACCGCGGAAGCUGUCUUACAAAUAUUGGAUGGACAUUUUAAUAUAAAACCUAAUGCUACAGUGGAACGACACCGAUUUUUUACAAGGAACCAGAGAGAAAAUGAGACAAUAGAACAAUAUGUUUUCGACUUGCAGAAAUUGGCUCAAACAUGCGAUUUCGGGGCCUUAAGCGACGGUCUUAUAAAAGAUAGGCUGAUAUGUGGCGUAUCCAAUUCAGCUAUUCGGGAACGGCUACUAAGGGAGUACGAUCUAACUUUAAGUAAAGCAUUAGAAAUAUGUCGAGUCGCGAUAGUAUCGAGGGUGUAUGCGGAUAACAUUAAACAGGAGCAGUUAUCAGCAUUCUUAAUCAACAAUUAUAAUCAAGCGGUCGAAAAUGAUGAGAAUAUUUGGAGUGUGCGGCACAGGAGGGAUUCAAGGAGAGGAUAUCGCGGUGGCGUAGGUGGCGUGAGCGCGGACGCGCGCAUAGGCGGACGCGGCGUACGCGGCGGCGCGUCCCGCUCGGCCCAGCGCCCGCCACGGCGCGCUCGAGGCGAGCGUGCCUUCACGGGUUCGACGCUUUGGGUGAAGCAAUGUGGGAAUUGUGGCAGUAUACAUAAAAAGUUUGAGUGUCCCGCGUAUCGCAAGCAGUGUCUAAGAUGUGCGAAAAUGAAUCACUUUGCCAGAGUCUGUGGUGCUAGUGUAUUCAAUGUCGAGGAGUCUGAUGAGCAGGACAGUGAGGCUACCGGAUAG
This is a messenger RNA of Parnassius mnemosyne (clouded apollo), 960 nucleotides long. The record is from the annotation of a GenBank genome assembly. NCBI's taxonomy places the organism in Eukaryota, Metazoa, Arthropoda, Insecta, Lepidoptera, Papilionidae.